CGUGCUUCUCUCCAAACGGCCAUUGCGGUGAUAAUAUUUGUGGAUAAAAUCAAGCCAUUCUUGGCGCAAGUACUGGAUGUGUUCUUUCGCGCUCAUUCCAGUGACGUAAGAUGUUAUAAUGUGCUUUUGUAUUGAGUGAAGCUAGAGCAAAAUUCGUCUGCGCGUCACCGCCAAUUGCACGCGCCCGGACAAAUUUUCCAAACCUGUCCGAAAGGGACACACAGGGAUCUUAUUGUUAGAGGAGCAGCAGAGUGGGGUCCAGCACGUGAAUGAUCUACCUCAGAGAGAUGAAAUGUUGACAUAACGUUACAAAAUCUGAAACCCAGAAAUGAUGGAUGUGCAUCUAGAAUCUAGACCUGGAUCUAGAAUGACCCUGCAAAAUGGAGAAGCAUGCCCACGUUUGUCAAGCAACAGAUAAUUUAUGAGGAAAUGGAGGAACUCAGAUUUUCCUGAUACACAUCUGUCAAUUGCAAGAAACAGCGGAUACUGCCAGCCUUGCUCUGGAGUGAACUACCAAACAUGGAUCUCCUUUGGGUUCUAAUGUCCACACUGACUACAUGCAUGGCAAUAAAUAUGGAAGCUACUGAAAGCCAUAGCAUGUUCACCUGUGAACCUAUCACAUUAAGGAUGUGCCAGGGCCUCUCCUACAAUACCACCUUCAUGCCCAACCUUCUAAAUCACUAUGAUCAGCAGACCGCUGCUCUCGCAAUGGAGCCCUUUCAUCCUAUGGUGAACCUGGAGUGCUCCACUGAAAUACGGCCAUUCCUCUGUGCCCUUUAUGCACCCGUGUGCACAGAGUACGGCCGAGUGACCCUGCCAUGUCGGCGCCUGUGCCAACGUGCCAAGAGCGAUUGCUACAGACUCAUGGAAAUGUUUGGGGUCGGCUGGCCAGAGGAGAUGGAGUGUAGCAGGUUUCCAGAAUGUGAUGAGUCUUACCCCCGAAUGAUAGACUUACUCCCCAACACUGUCAGCACAGAGGAAUCGCCUUCAUCUGUUCAGCGGGACUAUGGAUUCUGGUGCCCACGAGAGCUGAAGAUCGACCCUGAGUUGGGCUACUCAUUCAUGGGCGUGCGCGACUGCUCGCCUCCUUGCCAAAACAUGUACUUCCGCAAAGACGAGCACAUCUUCGCCCGCUAUUUCAUUGGCGUUACCUCCAUCGUCUGCCUGUCAGCCACACUCUUCACCUUCUUGACCUUCCUCAUCGAUGUCAGGCGUUUCCGUUACCCUGAGCGGCCCAUCAUCUUCUAUGCCGUCUGUUACAUGAUGGUGUCCCUGGUCUUCUUCCUGGGCUUCCUACUGCAGGAUCGUGUCUCAUGCAAUUCUGCAAGCCCAGGUCGAUUCCGUGCCUCCACCAUCACCCAAGGCUCUCACAACAAAGCCUGCACACUCCUCUUCAUGACACUCUACUUCUUCACUAUGGCGGGCAGCGUUUGGUGGGUCGUUCUCACCAUCACCUGGUUCCUGGCUGCUGUUCCAAAAUGGGGCAGUGAGGCUAUUGAGAAGAAGGCUUUGCUCUUUCAUGCAGUGGCCUGGGGAGUUCCAGGGGCCCUCACCAUCACACUUAUGGCCAUGAACAAAAUCGAGGGUGACAGCAUGAGCGGUGUUUGCUUUGUGGGGCUCUAUGACCUAAUGGCUUUACGGUGGUUCCUAUUGGUGCCUCUUGCACUGGAUGUGGUUGUGGGUGUGGUGCUGUUGUUAGCAGGCAUCGUGGCACUGAAUAGGGUGCGAAUGGAGAUUCCGUUAGAGAAAGAAAACCAGGACAAAUUGGUGAAGUUCAUGAUCCGGAUUGGUGUGUUCUCUGUGCUGUAUCUGGUGCCUCUGCUGACAGUUAUUGGCUGUUAUCUAUACGAGCAGAGCUACAGAUCUGUGUGGGAGAAUACAUGGGUACAGGAGCGCUGCAGAGAGUACCACGUCCCCUGCCCGCUUAAGGUGGAGCAGACAAGCAGGCCUGAUAUCACCUUGUUCCUCAUCAAGUACCUGAUGAUGCUGGUGGUGGGCAUCCCAUCAGUGUUUUGGGUUGGCAGUAAAAAGACGUGCUUUGAGUGGGCCAGUUUCUUCAGUGGACAUCGCAGAAAAGAUACGGUGCACGAGAGCCGGCAGGUGCUGCAGGAGCCCGACUUCACCCAGCUGCUCCUCAGAGACCCCAAUACUCCAGUGGUGAGGAAGUCCAGAGGUACCUCAACGCAGGGCACCUCCACCCAUGCCUCCUCCACACACCUCGCCAUGCUGGACGAGCCCCCAAGCGCAAGCACCAGCCGUGCCGCCAGCACGUGCAGCAAGGCCAGCAGCUACCAUGGCAGCCUGCAUCGCUCCCGAGAAGGCAGGUACACAGCCUGCAGUUUCCGUGGCAUCGAGGAACGUCUCCCUCACGAUCCGCUUCAGCACUGCAGCGUCAACCGUCUUGACAGCCAUUCGCGACACAGCAGUCUGCAGCGCCUGGAGAGCCAAUCACGGCAUAGCAGCAUGCGUGACCUCAGCAUCACAGCCCAAGCCAUCCAAAGCGGCCCUGGCAACGGCAUUCACUGUGUCAUAGAGGAGGACGCAACCAAGGCGUGAACUUUAAUGUGCCAACAAUUGGGGAGAGACUAAAUGCGACUUUUCUGACACAAAGUUUGAUUGAUGCAUUCAUCAGACUCUUUUAUAGAAAUAGACUUAUAGUGCAUUCAAACUAUACAUUUUAUCAGUAUGUGCGGUCCCUAGGAAUCAAACCCAUGACCUUGGCAGUGGUAGCGGAUGCUCUUCCAGUUGAGCUACUGGAGCAAAAGAUGUGGGAUAAAGAGAAAGGACUUAGUGAAUGAAUUUAUUCAAACAAGACUUUCAAUCAAAGGUUGUCAAGUUCAAUUAUGGUGGAUGCCAAACACUUGAAAUACUUUAAUGUACUGUGCUGGAUGGAGAGACAUUCAAAGCUGUUUGGAGCCUCUCUCGUCAAAGUGUUCCUACAUAAACAGGGUUAAAUGUAAGGGCUUUUGAUACAUCAUCGUUCUGUGAUGUUUUGAAGCUCUUGCUGCUUUAUGCUCCAACGCUUUAAGAUUCCAGAUUUUUACCACUACAUUUGUGGUUCUGAAGUGAAUUUUUCUUUUUUUUUUUUUUUGCACUUUUUUACAAUUUUGUAGAAGAGAAUUAGUGAUGAUGAUGAUGACAGCCCUGCACAUGUGAGUCAGACUGUUUUUAGUGUGAAGAGCUGGAUUUAAAGGUGCACUCAGUCAUUUAUGUUGCACUGAUAUGGUAGUCAUCUUGAACUUAAGGGGGUCGCCCACCGGACACUGCAGGUGGACGACAUAUAACAUCCUAAAAUUGAAUGUACACACAUUGUGUUUGGCGUCCAUCAGCAGCACCAAGAUACAUCUUCAGGAGCUGCUCCAAAUUCUUCUGUGCCAGUGAUUGCCACUCACAUAAAAAUGUUCAAUAAUAAGCGGUUACCGUCAUACAGCUGGUCAUGUGAUCUUAUCAGGGCGGCCCCCAUGAGUGAGCCCAGCUCCAUGUAAAAUUAAACAGCAUUUAUUAGGCUACUUUUAAAACUGGAGUCUUCAUCUCAUGUGACUGUACAUGAUUUUAAACAUUUUAACAAACAAGUUUUCAAAAGUACUAAUUUAUUUUGGGAGGAAAAGUUACUGAGUGCACCUUUAAAAAUUUUAAAUAAAUAAAAAAACCUUGAAUAGAAGUGUUAAAUGUGUAAUUUUAGAGUAGAUAUUUUAGGUAUAUUUUUAAAGGAAGUUGGCAUAUCCGUUACAACUGAGCUCUUCUGAGUUUUAGCACUAAUGUUGUUAGUCAAGUCAUUUUUGUAUGUAAUUUACCGAAAACUGUGAAGAGAUUUUUUGUAAUGUCCAGAAAUAAACAUCCUGAGUGCUUUAUAUACAAAAUAAAAUAAAACCACUAUUAGCA
Myxocyprinus asiaticus (Chinese sucker) is the source of this 3882-nucleotide messenger RNA. Its product is annotated as frizzled-3-like. Gene Ontology annotation, molecular function: Wnt receptor activity; Wnt-protein binding. The transcript has 7 exons. The record is from RefSeq and is a predicted model, not a curated record. The coding region runs from base 520 to 2556 and encodes 678 amino acids. Lineage: Eukaryota; Metazoa; Chordata; Actinopteri; Cypriniformes; Catostomidae. Gene Ontology annotation, biological process: non-canonical Wnt signaling pathway; canonical Wnt signaling pathway. Gene Ontology annotation, cellular component: plasma membrane.